UUGGUUAAACUCGAUUUAGUGUGAAAUACUCAAAAGCAUGGGGACGGAAUCGAGAAGCCUGUGUUCUGCUCAGUCAGGCGCUUCGGAAGAUCAGGAGAUGGUGGUGAACAUUGGCGGCGUGCGGCACGUUCUGUACGGGGCUGUUUUGAACCGAUACCCAGAGAGCAGGCUGGCGAAACUGCUCAAUUGCAGCGGCUACGAAGCGAUCUUCGCCCUUUGCGAUGACUACGAUCCGAGCAAAGGAGAGUUUUACUUCGACCGAGACCCGGACUCUUUCAAAUGUGUCAUGGACGCUUACUAUUUCGGGGAAAUCCACAUGAAAAAGGGAGUUUGCCCCAUUUGUUUCAAAAAUGAGCUGGACUUCUGGAAGAUCGAAGUGGACUUUUUGGACGAAUGUUGCAAAUGCCUCUUAGGCGAGAAAAACGAAGAGCUGGAAGAAAUCGCGAAACAAGUGCAGCUUAUUUUGGCCGACCGGGGCAAAUCGGCUGAUAGCUGCUGGGGGAAAUCUCAGAAAUUCCUCUGGAAACUGAUGGAAAAACCUGACUCGUCCUGUCUGGCCAGAGUUAUUGCAGUUUUAUCUUUUCUGUUCAUCUUAAUUUCAUCCGUGGUGAUGUGUAUUAGCACUAUCCCUGAUCUACAAGUAACUGAUGAGGAAGGGAGUCCGGUGGAGCAUCCAAUUCUCGACUGCAUUGAGACGGCUUGUAUCGGUUGGUUUACAGCCGAGUAUAUAAUGAGGCUGAUGGCAGCCCCCAACAAACUCAAAUUUGUCCUGUCUUUCAUGAACAUUAUCGACGUGCUGACGAUUCUGCCUUUCUAUGUGAGCCUGAUCUUGACCACAGUAGGGGCAUCUCUCAUGGAGCUGACUAAUGUACAGCAGGCGAUCCAGGCCCUUCGGAUCAUGCGGAUAGUGCGGAUUUUUAAACUUGCGCGCCACUCCAGCGGUCUCCAAACACUCACGUACGCACUGAAGAGAAGCUUCAAAGAACUGGGUUUAUUGCUCAUGUACUUGGCCGUUGGUAUUUUCGUUUUUUCCGCUUUGGGCUUCACCAUGGAACAGAGCCACCCCGAAACCCUCUUCAAAAGUAUUCCCCAGUCCUUUUGGUGGGCAAUAAUCACCAUGACCACUGUUGGAUACGGGGAUAUUUACCCAAAGACAACAUUGGGGAAACUCAAUGCGGCAAUUAGCUUUCUUUGCGGUAUAAUAGCCAUCGCAUUGCCAAUCCAUCCUAUUAUAAACAAUUUCGUACGCUACUACAAUAAACAAAAGGUCUUGGAAACGGCUGCAAAACACGAACUUGAACUAAUGGAGUUGAAUGCUAAGAAUGAAGAGAGUGGAUUUGCUGGAAAGGAACAUGUAGACAUUGUGGUCACUAAAACCAAUAGCAGUAGCAACCUCUCUCUGAGUAACAGUCUGCUAAAUUCUUACAAUGACACUUUCAUUCCACUUUUAUCAGAGGAAAAAAUGCAUCGAAAUAGGCUUCAAAGCUGCAAGUAA
This is a messenger RNA of Rhincodon typus (whale shark), 1495 nucleotides long. RefSeq names its product potassium voltage-gated channel subfamily F member 1. Gene Ontology annotation, cellular component: voltage-gated potassium channel complex; membrane. The coding region runs from base 38 to 1495 and encodes 485 amino acids. Gene Ontology annotation, biological process: potassium ion transmembrane transport; protein homooligomerization. Lineage: Eukaryota; Metazoa; Chordata; Chondrichthyes; Orectolobiformes; Rhincodontidae. Gene Ontology annotation, molecular function: protein binding; voltage-gated potassium channel activity. The transcript has a single exon. The record is from RefSeq and is a predicted model, not a curated record.